AUGAUAUAAGACAAAUAUAAUUUUUUAUUUAUCACUUUAAUAUUUUAUAUUCUUAAUAAUGUUUUACAAUUGACAAAAUACAUAAAAUCGAAUAAAUAAAUUAUGAUUAGACAAAAGAGAGGAGUUAUUUUUCUCUUCUAAAACCCUGAACCAAACAUUCCCGCAGGGUUUCUUUUUCCGCAGCUUCCUUCGUUCAAAUCGUUUCAUCGUUCACGCACUUCAUCUGCUCGUCCCAAUCUCCACCCUUCGGAUCGAGACAUCCGCGAAUCGAGACUGAAGUGGAUUUGUUUGAAGAUCAGCUUCAUGGCGUCUAGGAAUGCGUUGAGGUUUGUGUCGCGUAGGUUCUCUAGUGGAAAAGUGCUCGGCAAGGAGGAGCAAGCUGCAGAAAAUGUCUAUAUCAAGAAAAUGGAGCAAGAGAAAUUGGAGAAGCUUGCCAGAAAGGGACCCGCAGCCGAAGAACGGUCAGCUGCUAGCUCAGGCGGUUCAGAUUCUGUAACUGAUUCCAAACCCGGCGCUCAGGGCUCAUCCUCAACAUUUGGGGUGUCAACUGACAUAUACCGCAACUAUGGGGUUUUGGCAGGUUUCAUAACCGGUGUUGGUGCUCUGGGAUGGUAUUGGAUGUCAAGGGAUCCCAAGAAAGAAGAAAUUAUCGAGUGAAUUAAGUUGAAGAUUAUCUGAAUAGGAGCAAUCACUUGAAAGCAUACGGAAUUUGAGGCUCUGAAACAAUGGUUCUUGUCUAUGCUCUCUGUGUAUGGUUUUCUCUCGAACUUCUCUUCCAUUUUGCAACUCCAUAACUAAAAAUGAUGUUUUGCCAUCGCUCUGGUGAGCACUGUCUCAGUUCAUAGCUUUAUCCUUAACCUUUUCAAGUGUAAGAGUUUGGUUGGUGCCUGGUGGGAUGGUGAAUUGGGUUGGAUUUGCUUAGUUUUUGGUGGAAAAAGACCUAAUGGGCAGAUUGGUUUGAAUGGCCUUAAAAUACAUUUACCUUGUUUUU
This is a messenger RNA of Cuscuta campestris, 991 nucleotides long. The record is from the annotation of a GenBank genome assembly. Lineage: Eukaryota; Viridiplantae; Streptophyta; Magnoliopsida; Solanales; Convolvulaceae.